CACCGCUGGCUGUACGUUGAAUGAACCACGGGAAUGGAGUCACUAUGGAUAGUUACGUGUCACUGAUGUUUUCUUCUGUGUUUGGCCUCUAAAACGGAAAAUAAUCAACACCAAACUGCUCACAAAUGGAAUAACAUUGUCUGUGGUUGUUCACUUGGAUUGGAAUACCCCCUAUUUACUGAAAAUGUCAGGAUUUUACGCGAGGCUUUUGAUGGCAAUUGUUCAAAUGCGUACUGUUCUGCUUCUCUUCAGCACAUGUCUACUUUUUGAGGCAUCAGUGUUUGCUGGAAGACUCGACAAAGUCGGUCCCCCGUCCAUCACACCGCAGGGCCCAGAGCUCACAUUUGUUGAGAACAGAACGUUGGAGAUUUUAUGCCAUGGUGCAUUCGGUCUGGAGUGGAUCUAUCCGGAUAGUGUGGCAGACCGAGUGGAAAUUAGACCGUGCAGAAGUUGCCAGCCUGAGUUCAAGCACACCAGUGUUCUGAGAAUCAGCACGCCGCAUUACAAGGACACAGGACUGUAUGUGUGUGCUUACCUGAAAUACAUGGACAGUCUGAAUACGAAAACUGCCACAGAGGUUUAUGUGUAUGUUGCAAGUAAUGAUCACGAAAAGCUAUUCCUGCCAGUGGACGAGCACACCAUCUAUAUCAAUGGCGCAUCUCCCUUCAUCAUCCCCUGUCGCAUCACGAACCCCCGGGCCCAGGUCUCCCUCGUGCAUGUACAUGGAUACGAUACCCUGAUGAACCAGGACACAUCUCUGGUGUACGAUCCCCAAAUUGGAUUUAAUGUAACGGCCAAUCAGGAGUUCUACGAAGGGUUUAUCACCUGCCAGGCGCAACUGGGGAAUAUGCAGCAACAGCAGGUUUACACUGUACAGUUUGAAGCUCACAGUCCACUCAUCACGCCUGUGAUCACUGCCAGCAAGAGGGAAGUCAUUCAAGGCUUGGAGGGGUUUGAGGUGACAUGCCAGGUAGAUGUGCCCUCAAGAAGCCAUCUUGCACUCAGCUGGGAAUACCCAGGAAACAGGAUUGCCGGCUUGGAAUCCAAUUACCGAGAGGAGACCUCACAUCAAAUCAGUGAACCCCAUAGAAACCACCGCAAAUUGAGCACCAAGCUAUUUGUGGCAAAUGCCACCAUCUUUGACAAUGGGACAUUUGUCUGCAUUGCCAGUACCCACGUGGACAGUUCCUCAGCGGAGGUGAAAAUCACUGUUUUGUCUGGAGACCAGCUGUUCACAAACGGGCCACCACAUUUCUUGGAAGUGCCCCGCUAUCUGAAUCUCAGCGAAGGGGAACCGCUGGAACUGAACUGCUCGGGCGCCUACACCCUCGAAUGGAACUACCCUCCAAGCAUCCAGUCCCGCGUCAACAUGAGUUCCAGGGCCUGUCCACUUUGCCCUCCUGACUCCCAGCACAUCAGUGUCCUGAGGGUGGACAGCGUCGGCUAUAGUGAUGCAGGGAGCUAUCGGUGUAUCUACAGUCGGUACCUUGAUCAUAUCAAUAGUGGCACAGCGGCCCAGGUAGAUGUGACCGUGACAGGGAAAGAUGCCAGUCUUCUUAGAGAUGGUCCCCCACGCAUUCACGCAAACUUCUCUGCAAUUAUUGCUGCCGAGAAUGCAACCAUUGAGGUGAGCUGCUCGGGGGCGUCCACCCUGGAGUGGCUGUACCCAGAUACGGUGGCGGCCCGGGUCCAGUUCACGACCGUUGGGUGUCUCACGUGCCCAAGGGCGCUACGGUACAAAAGCAUCCUGAAGAUCAAGAACGCGGUGUACACCGACACGAGCCUCUACCGGUGUGUAUAUGGGAGGCACUCCAAUAGCAUCACCAAUGAGACGUCAUCGGAUGUUUACAUAUAUGUGAGAAGUCCGGGUCAUAUUUUUCUGCCUUUGCCCAACAAUGAGAACACCGUCAUCAUCUUCAGAGAUGAGCCGUUUGUCAUACCGUGUCGCGUCACCGAUCCUGUGGCGACCGUCACACUGACCUAUGAGCAGGAUGCGGUGAAGGUGGGGAACGGAGUUGCAUACAACCCCCAGUCGGGCUUCUUGGUAACCGGCAGGGAGUGGGAUGGUGUGGUGGCUUGCAAAGGGAACAUAAGCGAGCGGUGGCAGAUACAACUCUUUGAAGUCCAUUUGGCAGAUUCCAAACAGUUGUUCCUGCCAGCUCCAGACCAGAACAUCAUCACCAGCGAUAUGGAGCCGCUCAUCAUUCCAUGCCGUACCACCGACAGGAGGACUGAGGUCUCCCUCAUCCUGGAGUACAACAGCCUGGUCAACAUCGAUGGGGUGACGGUGAGCUAUCACCCGGUGGUGGGAUUCAACAUCACGGCCAACCAGGAGCUAUUUCACGGCUUUGUGUUCUGCGAGGGCCAGCUGGGCAAGGUCCAACAGCAGCAGAUGUUCAUCGUGACUUACGAAGUGAGCAGCCCGCUGGCCAAGCCGGAGAUAUUUGCCAGCAAGACGGAGGUGAUCCAGGGCUGGGAGGGGUUUGAGGUGACCUGUGAGGUAGACAUGCCAUCGAGGAGCAUGCUGGAACUCACGUGGGACUACCCAGGAAAGGGGAUUCAAGAGCACGAGUCCAACUAUCGAGAGGAGAGAACAUCACUUAUUAUCACUGAGCCAUCCAGCAUCUCACACAAGUUCAGCAGUAAAUUGUUUGUACUCAACACAACCCAGUAUGACAAUGGCACGUACUUCUGCACUGUCCAGGCUGGUGACGAGAUUGUCACAUCAGAGAUUGACAUCCAAGUGAUAUCUGGAACGCGUCUCUACGAAGUUGGCCCACCACGCCUUGACAGUCCAUCGGCGCCACUAAUCAUCACCAAAGGCGAGUCCUUAGAGCUCUCCUGCUCGGGUGCCUACACCCUGGAGUGGAACUACCCUCAGAGCAUCCAGUCCCAUGUUAUGCUAUCCUCCAGGGCCUGUCCGACUUGUUCGCCAAAAGCCAGACACGCCAGCAUCCUCCGCGUAGAGAACAUCGGCUAUGGCGAUUCCGGGAAGUACCAGUGCGUCUACAGUCGGUAUAUGAAUCACCUUAACAGUGGCACAGCUGUCCAAGUUGACGUGCAUGUCACCGGCAGUGACGUUCAUCUUCUCCGAGUCGGCCCACCCCACAUUAAUGUCAACUCGUCUGAGCUGGUCUUUGUGGAUAAUACGACAGUUGAGUUGGACUGCACGGGUGCCUACACCCUAGAGUGGCUGUAUCCGGCCAGUGUGGCCCCCAGGGUCACCCUGACAUCGGUGGCCUGCCCAACAUGCCCCCAGUCGCUACGAUACCGCAGUGUGCUGCGGAUCGAUAAGAUGGAAUACCAGGACACAGGCUUCUAUCGCUGUGUCUACAGCCGACACUUGGACAGCAUUACCAAUGAGACUGCCACCGGGAUUUACAUAUACGUCAAGAGUGCUGUGAAGUUGUUCCUCCCGCAACCCAAUCCAAACAUCCUGAAGAUUCCGGAGGACCGUCCAUUCAUCAUCCCCUGCCGAGUGAGCGACCCCCAGGCCGGUGUCACACUCACCCUCAAUGGCCAGCCACCUGACGACAUCGGCUGGUGGUAUGACCCUCAGGUGGGGUUCACCAUACCGCCCGUCAGCUGGAAUGGACGGGUGGUGUGCUACGCCCAAAUGGAAAACGUCCACGAGGAGCAGUCCUUCAUACUCAUCCUUGAAGCUGAAGCCUACACGCCUAAUCCGAUGGUAUACGCCAGCGCAGUGGAAGUUAUAGAGGGCAAAGAAGGGUUCAAUGUCACCUGUGAGGUGGAGGCUCCCUUGGGCGCUCUGGAAUCACUGACCUGGGACUAUCCAGCCAAACAGCAGACUGAUGAACGGAGUUCCAGUUACCAGGAGACAACCACCUCCAAGGAGAUCGGGCGUACUCUGGUGCAUCUUGUGAGUUCGUUGACUGUGGAGAAUGCAACAGAACACGACAACGGCCUGUACACGUGCACUGCGUCCAGCUUCAGCCACCAGCAGUCAGCCACGAUACCUGUCCGUGUGCUAGAUCCAGACAUGUUGUUCCUGCCGGCCAGCGAGCACGUCCUCAUUGCAGACGACUCUUCCCCUUUCAUCAUUCCUUGCCGGACUGCCGACCCGGACAUCCAGGUCUCCCUGGUCAUUGGCUACAAGUCGGAGGUCAGGCCGGAUGACCCGACCAUCACCUAUGACCCCAGGCUGGGUUUCAACGUAACGGCCGACCAGGAGAGGUUCCAUGGACUCGUUCGCUGUCAGGCACAGCUGGGAAACAUCCAGCAGCAGCAGAUGUUCACAGUCAACUACGAAGUGAACAGCCCCCUGGUGGCCCCAGCGAUACAGGCCAGCAAGAUGGAGGUGAUCCAGGGCUGGGAGGGGUUUGAGGUGACCUGCGAGGUAGACAUGCCGCUCAGGAGCAGCCUGGAGCUCAGCUGGGACUACCCAGGAAAGGGGAUUGCUGAAUGGCAGUCCAACUACAAAGAAGAGAGAACAUCUCGGCACAUCACCGAGCCCUCCAGGAGCUACCGGAAGUUUGUCAACCGACUGGUGGUCCAGAAUUCCACGGAGCACGAUAGCGGCAUGUACGUCUGCACAGCACAGAAGAACCUGGAGAGCAUCUCCUCGGAGAUCCGCAUCAAUACAAUUCCCGGUGCUCAACUCAAAGAGAUGGGCCCACCCCACCUCCAGGACACGCCCACCCGCCUGACCAUCAUUGACGGGGAGACCCUGGAGCUCACCUGCACGGGGGCCUACACCUUAGAGUGGGACUACCCCCAGAGCAUCCAAUCUCACGUCAUGCUGUCGUCCAGGGCCUGCCCGGUCUGCCCACCCCAGGCCCGGCACACCAGCAUCCUCCGCGUGGAGAAUAUCGGGUACAGCGAUUCGGGGAGCUACCGGUGCAUCUACAGCCGGUACACAAAACACAUCAACAGCGGCACGGCUACACAUGCAGUCAUUGUGGUCACCAGUAAUGACACUAGUGUGCAUCAAGUUGGUCCCCCAGUCAUCCACGUGGAUGGCCCGGACCUGCUAACCAACGAAAAUGCCUCCGUCGAAAUAACUUGCACCGGCGCCUACACCCUGGAGUGGCUUUAUCCCUCCUCCGCAACCCACAAGGUCACCCCGACUUCCACGGCCUGCCCAACCUGUCCCCCGGCUUUGCGUCACCGGAGCAUCCUUAGAAUCGACAGGUUGACCUACAUGGACACCAAUGCCUACAAGUGUGUGUACAGCCGCUUCUCGGAAAACAUCAACAUCAAUACAUCGGCAGAAGUGUACAUCUUUGUGCGGAGCAAUGAUCCGUCCAACCUUUUCCUGCGCAAGCCAGACACCUCGUUUCACCACCUCAUCAUCUACGAGGACGAGCCCUUCGUCAUCCCCUGUCGGGUCAGCAAUCCGGAUGCCCCUGUCAAGCUGAUGCAGGACCAGACGGAGUUGGGCAGGAUGGUGGGGGUCGUCUACGACCCCAAGGUGGGCUUCAAGGUCAGGUCUGGCCAGUGGAACGGCAUGCUGGCCUGCACGGCCUACCACGGGGUCAACUACACCCAGCAGUUUUUCCUCACACAUUUUGAAGCCAAGUCAUACAGCAAGCCAAGCCCUAAAGUCACUGCCAGCAAGUUGCAAGUUCUUCAGGGCCGCGAGGGUUUCAAUGUAACAUGCACGGUGGAUGCGCCACUCAGUACAUCAAUGAAAACGACAUGGACCUACCCAGCACAGGAGAACAACUACCCUGUAAAGUACGAUUCUCACGAGGAGGAGACCAAAUCCAACAGCCACACCAGGAGGUACCGUCUCUACACCACGGUGCUGCACGUGGAGAAUGCGACCCUACGAGAUAACGGGGAGUACACCUGCACAGCUGAGAAUACUAUGGGCCCGGCGUCUGCUUCGAUCAACAUCAAUGUUCUAGAACACGGCUACAUAAACAUGAAUCUCAUCCAGAGCAAGUUCAGCAGGAACAACAGAAUGGACGUGGUGCGGGGAGAGGACAAAUUCCGCAUCAUCUACAUGGUGGAGGCCUACCCCAGGGCCCGCUUUGACUGGUACAAGGACGGUCAGAUCCUGUGUCCAAAGAACAACCAGACUGACUGCAACCUGCAGGUCCGGGGGGACAUUGUGCGGGCGCGAUUCCGGCACAUUACCGACAAGCACGCCGGCAACUACACACUGGUGGCAACCAACAAGGACGUCACUGUUAGCAAGACUGUGAUUGUCUCUGUGAUAGUCAGACCAGUGGUGACCAUCACCUCGUGGCCCCUGCCCACCAACACCGACCCACCCCUCUACCUGGCUGGGGAGAGCUACACCUUCAACUGCAGCGCCACGGGCAAGCCCUUACCCACCGUCCGCUGGAAGUACGUGGACUGCCCCCAGAACUCCAUCAACUGCAACUCGGGCAAGCACCACAACCGCUGGACCCCGGUGGACGGCCCUGGCAGCCAGCCGGAGCCAGGACGCCCAGCUGUGCUGCCUGUCACAUCGCCCCAGCCACGGAUCUACCGCUGCUGCGCAGAGUCCCCCAAGUUCCUCAACCUCGACACCUGUCGGGAUGUUCACUUCAAGAUGACUGACUUGCCUGUUGGCCUGAAGGUGACCGUGGACAAUCCGUCUCCCUACCAGGGCAGCAACGUCAACCUGACGUGCCGCUGGAGCACCUACGUCUUCAAGUCCAUCGAGUGGCACUAUCUGGGGCCCGAGAACCACACGCAUCGCAUCGUGCAGCACCACAACGACCGCCACAUCAGCAUCAAGCUGGAGGGCUUCUCCAAGCUAUCCCUGCUGACGCUGAGCAAUGUGGGCCCCGCCGAGUCAGGCAACUACCAGUGCCACGCACUGAUGCGGAGGGGUCACGCCAAGAGGGUGGCGGGGGUUUACGUGGAAGUCCAAGAACGCCAGGCCCCCGAGAUCUGGACCGAACCCGCAAGCCUGGAAGUGGAUAAAGACAACGGUAAGAUUUCCCUGGAGUGCCAAGCCACUGGCGCCCCGCCGCCAACCCUCAGCUGGCUCAAAGAUGGCAGGAACCUGACGACUGAUGUCCGUCUUGUGGAAGCCGGUCAGAGUCGCAUUCUCAGGCUGGACCGAAGUCGAAUCAUCCUGGAUGACAGCGGGUCCUAUAUCUGCCUUGCUACCAACCCCGCAGGAGAACAGAACGUCACAAUCGAAGUCUUAGUUCAGGAAAGGCCCAAAUUCGACAAGAAUCUUCCAGCCAUGGUGAAAGCCAGGCCAGGCAGCAACAUGACCCUCUCUUGCCAGGUGAAGGGCAUCCCCAAGCCCAGCGUGGUCUGGGCGCGUAACCAGAGCGGCGUCUUGAAGGCCCUGCCCAAGAGGAUGUACAUUGACCGGGAAGAGGGGCUGGUGAUGGUGGGGGUGAAGGAGGCGGACGCCGGCACAUAUGUCUGCACGGCCGAGAACAAACUGGGAGUGGCCACCAGGACGAUCCAUCUGGAGCUAGAUGAAUCUCUGCAGGGGCCAUACAGCAUAGCGUCCUCUCCCCAACUGAUCGGCAGUCUAGCUGCCAGUGCGUGUGUCAUCUUCAUCAUCCUGAUUGCACUGAUCCUAGUCAUCUUCAGAAUAAGACGGAAGAAGCAGAAGUACAUAGCGGGCGGCGACGACAUGCUCCUGCCAAUAUCACUGAAUCAGGUGGCUGACUUGGAAGAUAUCUGUGACCACCUGCCAUACGAUCCUAAAUGGGAGUUCCCACGAGAAAGACUCAAACUUGGUGCCAUCCUUGGGCAAGGAGCCUUUGGUAGAGUUGUCAAAGCAGCUGCCUUUGGCAUCGAUAAGACGCAGAUGUGCACCACGGUCGCUGUCAAGAUGCUCAAAGAAAAUGCUACGGAAGUAGAGAGGAAGGCCCUGAUGACGGAGCUGAAGAUGCUGAUUCACAUUGGGCCUCACUUGAACGUUGUCAACCUGAUGGGCGCAUGUACGAGAACAGAGCUUCUGAUUAUUGUGGAGUACUGUAUCCACGGCAACCUGUCGGACUACCUGCGCAGCCGGCGGGACUCCUUCGUGGUGGAGUCCAAGGACACCGCCCAGCCUGGCCUGGCCCAGCGGCUGAUCCCUGGUAGCAUCAGCACGCGGGCCUCGGCCGAGCCGGACAGCCCUGGCCUGCCGCUUGACGCAGAGGACGAGGAGGAGGAUGACGAUGUCUUCACCUUCAACGAGAAGAAGGAGCCCCUGACCCGGAAGGACCUGCUGUGCUUUGCCUUCCAAGUAGCUAGGGGAAUGGAAUUCCUGGCCUCCAAGAAGUGCAUUCACAGAGAUAUGGCAGCUCGCAAUGUCCUCCUCGCCGAUGAUAACAUAGUCAAGAUCUGUGAUUUCGGUCUUUCGCGGGACGUCUACCACAAUCCCGACUAUGUGAUUCGAGGAGGGGGCCGCCUUCCAAUUAAGUGGAUGGCACCGGAGUCCAUCUUUGACAAGGUCUACACCUCAUACAGCGAUGUGUGGUCAUAUGGUGUGUUUUUGUGGGAGCUGUUUCAGCUUGGUGGAACCCCAUACCCGGGUGUUCCAGUGGAUGAGGAGUUCUACAACCGGUUAAAGAAUGGCUACCGCAUGUGUGCUCCUGAUCACGCUCCUCAGGAAAUUUACCACAUUAUGCUGGAGUGUUGGAACACGGAGGCCAAGGACAGGCCAGACUUCAGUGAUCUGGUGAUCAAGCUGGGUGACCAACUGGAGGCUAACGUCGUUCAAGAGUACUUGGACUUGAACAUUCCCUAUGAAAUUGAGAAUGCCAGCCGUCCCUCCACCCAAUACAUUGAGAAAGGCCUGGAGCCAGUGGUUUUACUGCCUCCCGAGAUGGCCUCGGAGAAAGCUGACAAUGAGGCGGGGAGUCCACAGUCAGUGAGCAAGCAGGAGGAUGAUGUAGAGGAGGCGGGAAGAGCUGAAGGAGGAGAUGGAGGAGAAGAGAUCCUGGAGGAAAUUCAAGACCCGAGACCAGUAUGCCCUAGCCUGGACGGGAGGAACAGACUUGUUGGACAGUCGCAGUGCAUGCAGAAGGAGGACCAGUGUGUCGUGCCGAUGGUGAAUGGGGACGAAGACGAGCAGAGAGCGGGUGCGGGCAGUAAGGAGGUGGCUGUCAGGAGGGAACAGACUCAAUGUGAUGCCGCCGUGGGCGGCGACACCCCACUGAACGAUAGCCGCGCCAGCGAGGAAACUCAGCUGACGGAGGAAGGCCGAGACUCACUCAGCUCGCUGGAGAAGGCGGAGCUGGAAGGGCUGGAGUCCGGCAGGGAUGCCUCGUUUCAUCACCAUCACCCUCACCACCAACAUCACCACCACCACCACGCCCGCAGCCGUGGCAACAGUAAAAGCGAGGAGUCGGUGUCCUCGGACUCGUCCAGCGGCUUCCGCUCCGGGGGUUACAUCUCGGAUGCCAACGAGGAUGAGCCCCCGCCAGAGUACAACAAAGUGAUGCAAGUGGUCACCGUGCACUUCUGAGUAUUCAGUGGAGAAAAAACACAAAAAGUCAAUCGAUAUUCACUCUUGACUCAGCAAAGCUGUUUUCAGUGAUGCACAGUGAGUGCGUCCAUAACAGUAUAUGUAUGUGGUUUGGGGCCUCAGGAUUAAUUCAUUUGCUCUUGUGAUGUAUGCCUGAAGGAGACAUCGAUGGGAGGAUUUGUAUGCCAGCAUGCAUUGUAACAUUUUGGUUGGACAUUUCCCCUACCCCAUUUUGUGAGCAUCUGGAAAGUCAAGGAGAAUUGGAACCUGAACGCUUAUAAAUGUGGGACUUAAGUUAUUGCUUUUUGGCUGAAGACAUAGAAAUUAUGCAAGAUGCCAUUUUCCCCUCGCAGUUACCAGUAUAGAUACAAAUGGUCAUAUCAAAGAAUUAUCAUCGGAUAUAUCUCAAGGCUUACCGCACUGGUGUAAGUCAGUGAUUUCUAGCGAUGAAAGUUCACAUCAACAGUUCAAAUAUUUUGAUUCAGAUAUUGUCUACUAUUUUAGUCAAAUUAUGCUCACAAGAGCCAGAAGUAUAUUUUUGGAGAACAGGAAUGCUACCUCAGUAAUAGCCUGAACACUGCCAUGUUGCAAUUGCACCAUUUUGAUUGGAAAAUUUUUACUGAGCUGUCAUUUUUUGGUCAUCUUUUUCUAAAAAAUUUUUAGAAAUAAUACUUCUUUCCAAUUUCCUUUUUGCCUGUUUCACCGAUGCUAUCUGAAUCCGAUCAACAAAGUAGUUUGCCCAAAAUAUUGCCAUAGGAAGAAAUUACAUUUACUAUUAUACUUACACAUAUAUCAUACUCGGCAAACAAAUAUGACAUUUGCUGUAUUUUUGUGCAGAUUUGCAUUGAAUGUCCUGGCUUAACUUCGCCCAUAAAUUCCAGCUGCACGAACUGUUUUCAACUCUUUGCCAUUAAGAAGAGUUGCAUUUUUAUGCUAGAUGUAGCUAGAUGUUAUUCACAGCUAAUCCAAGAUACCCACAGGAUAUACAAAACGUUUUCCAGUUGUCGUCAAAUGAUGCCAGGAUAUGCCCAAAACAUGCAGAGUAAACAAAUUGUGACUUGGUACAUUUUGACCUUGUGUCUCCUCGGCCAUUGUAAUUUUCUACAGGUGACAUUGAUACAGUAUCUGGCUAGAAAAUGUCUGUAUACUCUUUGCCAUGAGAAGAGGGUUUUUGUGGACGAGUUUUGCCGAUUUUGCCGAUUUUGACUUCGGAGACAGGGUUCUGUUCACAAGUACCGCCUCAUAACUGCAAGAGAGAGAGACGCCAAGCCAACCCUUGAAUACGAAUGCCAAUGUAAUGCUAGGCGCUCACAGCAGGAAUCUACAGCUUAGCACAGAUCCACAUUGUGUGUUCUCCAUGCUGUACUGGUGUUAACAUGCACAAGAAGGCUUCGGCCCCACACGAUGUAAACAAGUUUAUCAAAUUGCCUUGGCUCCUUCGCCUGUAAGCUCCAUUAUAUCCUGUCCCAAUUUAUUCAGUGCUGUCCUGAUGUAACCCUCCUUAGUUAUUUCUUUCCAUUCCAAAAGAGUUUAUGGGGAACGUGCAAUCAAAUCUGCUCUAAAGGCUGAUUUUUUUUCUUUCACAAUCUUUAAUCCAUAAAUUUUAGUCUUUUUAACCAAUUUUUACAGCUUUUUAAAAGCUCAGCCAGCAACGUAAGCUGCCAUAAUUACAUUGUACCUUAGUUAAACACCUUCAGUGUUUGUAUGUAUGAGUUACCAUGUACUUUAGAGUAACCAUGUGGGACCAUACAUUAGACCGAAGUAAUUGCAAAGUUGAGAGAGUGGAUCACUCAAGAAACACAGAUACUGUCAUGUUAUGAAAACCUCCAAUUUUUAGCAUUUAAAUUUGAAAACAAAAAUAUAUCAUGGGCUGUAUAAAUUUGGCUUUUGCUUUGCACAAAGAGACAAAAAGUCCUUAUUCAGUUGUUUAUAUGAGCAAUAACUUCGACUUAAUCCAUAUUUCAGCAAUUCUUGCCAAACGUUCUGUGUAAGUUAAUUGAGGAUUGGCUAUUUUUUUUUGUAAUUUCAUUAUCUAUGUGUUUAUCGGUUAAAUUUUUUCAAAGAGAGAUGGGUAUAGAUGUACUUAGUUUUUGUAUAAAAAUCAGGCCGCAAAGAGAUCCUUCUCCACAUAUCUGCAAAUCCAGAGAUAGAAAUUGGUGGGAAUUGUUUGCCGUUUCUGUCAAGGCAUUCUGUCAGACACUUCAUUUUGCUGCAAAAUGUGUGGGUGUGUGUGUGGGGAGAGGUAGACAGUGUCGUUUAAUGUAAAUAGCAAUGACAACGGGGAAGUAGAUUAGAAACACAUUCAACCACGGAGGGGAUCCAUUCCCGGAGCGAUUCUUGAUUUGUUUUCAUAUAUUUCACCAUUAACAUUUUUUCCUUUUCCUCUCCCUCCAUACACGUGUGUGAACAUUUUCAGCUGAGCCGCUAUGGGGAGGCUAAACCGUUUAUAAUCGCUUCGACAUGUGAGCAGCUUUCAUUGUAAAUAAUUACGUUGAGUGCGAGGUAGAUAACAAGUUCCUCGACCAAUGUGCCUUCGAAUUUCUUAGUAGUUUGACGUGCUUGUACAAAAUAGCAGUAGACGGAUGGACACGCCUGUAAGUUUGCUUCUUACAAAUUUACGCUUGCUUUAAUUAAUGUUGUAAAUGUUCGUGUCACCACCGUAGUGGUUAAUAUAGCCUGCAUGCAGAAAGUAGCGUUGACAGCAAGAACUUAGCUUUUUUAUCACAAGAAAAGAAGUCGUUUGAUACCGUGCAAGGAAAGUCUACAGAGUUAGAUUUAAGUUCGUUUUGUUUUCUGCGGGCGGUAAGGCAAAACUAUGCAUGUUCGCAAGUGUCUUUUAUUUGUUUAUUUGUUGAUUAAGAGUACAUUAAGCAGAAACAUGCUGAACGUCUUCAGUAUAGUUCCUUGCGAUAGCUCUGCCGUUCGGAUUUUAUGUGUUAUGUCAAGCAUUUGCGUUGCAAAUCUUGUCUUUCCGAUAUUUGCAAAUCUCUCCGUUUUAAGACCGACUCGUACUUGGCGCGAAAGCGAAAAACAGCGCGAAAUUGCGACAUUUUUCCCAGCAUAAACUUUGGAAAAACAAGAUCGCAAAACGCUCCACUCUAUUUCGCGAGUUGUAGUGUUUAGUUGAGCGAUACUGAAGAUGUUGAGCUCCGCAAAGCUGUAAAAUUCAACUAGGCCUAUGUACCGGUGUACUUUCUUUUUGUUUCUUUUUGUUCAAGCGGCUGGUUCGUUUUGGUUAAAGCAUUUUGAAUUUUAUACUUUCCUACAGUUUUCAUGCCUCUUGUAAUAGGUCAGAAAACCAUAGUCAGAAAUUUACUUUUAUUAUGAUUUCUUUAUGGCAAAUGUUCUAUUGUUUUGGAAAGAAAGCUUCUUUGUACAUUGAAUUUCUAAUAAAUAUACGACCUAAA
Messenger RNA from Acanthaster planci (crown-of-thorns starfish), 12804 nucleotides. RefSeq lists its product as uncharacterized. Lineage: Eukaryota; Metazoa; Echinodermata; Asteroidea; Valvatida; Acanthasteridae. The record is from RefSeq and is a predicted model, not a curated record. Gene Ontology annotation, molecular function: ATP binding; protein kinase activity. Gene Ontology annotation, biological process: protein phosphorylation.